UAUCUAUAUGCGGAAUAGUCCUGAAGGACAAGAAAAAGAGACGAAAUGGAAUUAAGAGAGACGGCUUGAAUACUUCGGCGUCGUUUACAAGCAUCGGCAGGGAGACACUUGGCUUGGAAUCCGUCUCGUUGCUUUUGGUGUAGAAGAAAUAGAGAUGAAACUGACGUCCAGCUUGUUAAGACGAAUAGGAGAAUGGUCAAAGAAAUAUGCAAAUCUACCGGACAGUUACAUAGAACGAUCUAUGAGACAGGUUUACUGGAAGACACCUCGUAAGCCAAAUUAUCUGCCACGUACAAUCGAAAGAAAACGAUUUCAUUUUUCUAUACAUCGUCCGUGGACUACUCAAUUUCAUAAAGAUAAUGCGCCUCAUGCAAAUCAUUCAUUCAUUUAUGUUGAGCCUAUUAAGGAUUGGAGCUUCUUCCGAGGUGAUAGGGUAGAAGUUUUAGUAGGUAAAGAUAAAGGAAAGCAAGGGAUUGUAAAAGAGAUUUAUCAAGAAAGAAAUUGGGUAAUUGUUGAAGGACUUAAUACAAAGAUGACAGCUACUAUGAAGAGUAAAAAGUUUCCUGGUAUAUACACACUGCAAGAACAACCACUAUUAGUAACUUCGCAAGUGCAAUUAGUCGACCCUUCAGAUAUGCAAGGAACUCCAAUAGAAUGGCGGUACACGGAGGAUGGCCAACAUGUACGCGUAUCUGUGAGAACUGGUAGAGUAAUUCCUAUUCCAAUUUCGAGUCAAGAAACGAAAGAUUACAAACAUCCUAAGUUAUAUCAAGAGCAACCAAAAGAUACAAUCAAAGCUGAUGUGGAAAAGAUAACUUUUGAACCAGCAUUAAAGACUUUCGAGAUGGACAUCAUGGAUGAAAUGGGCAUUAAGGAAGAUCGUGUUCCAAAGAAAUUUUAUUGGUAUUAAUUAUUGUUAUAUACAAUUCGCUGUUAUUUUCAAUGUACAAUUAUAGUAUUUAAUAAAUAUAUUAAGCGAACAAAGAA
Messenger RNA from Monomorium pharaonis (pharaoh ant), 987 nucleotides. RefSeq names its product probable 39S ribosomal protein L24, mitochondrial (gene mRpL24). The transcript has 6 exons. Gene Ontology annotation, cellular component: ribosome; mitochondrion. Gene Ontology annotation, biological process: translation. Bases 155 to 910 code for a protein of 251 amino acids. NCBI's taxonomy places the organism in Eukaryota, Metazoa, Arthropoda, Insecta, Hymenoptera, Formicidae. The record is from RefSeq and is a predicted model, not a curated record. Gene Ontology annotation, molecular function: RNA binding; structural constituent of ribosome.